AUGGUCAACAGGGCAGCCAUUGCGGCGCAGGACAUUGUCUCAGACUACUUUUUGGUGUUUAACAAUGAACUGCAUCGAUUUUUAGAUCCUUUAUGGACUAAAUCGCAACUCUCCAGCUCUCAUGUGCAUACCACCAGCAGAGCUAAGUGGAUCGACUUCACGGAAUCGGCCAGGAGAUUUCAAGAGAGCAGCGAUAGCGAGGUUUCGCUGGAUGAAGAUGAUGACGGUGAGGAUGACGAUGAAGUUGAGAUGGGUGAGGGUUGCUAUGCAGGUGCGUUUUGGACUUCCGAGGAAAAAGAAGUGUUUUUCUAUCAUCUUUCAAGAUCAUCCAUUCACAGAGUUGAUGAAUGGGCUUUUUUCUUGCCACACAAAUCAAAGUUUGAGAUCCUAACGUAUUUCAAAGUGCUCAGAGCUAACUUACAUGAAUUGAAGAGCCUCGACAGUAAGCGUCACGGUGGAAUUCUGCCGAAAGCAGCGUUCCCCAUCGCGUAUGAAAUGGACGAGUUUUUUGUCGAGUUGGAGGAGAAACUUUCCGCAGAGGCAGACCAGAUACUGCGGCACUGUGAGGAAGAGAUGGCGGAAGCGUCUGCUGCGUCAUCUAAGAACGAUGAGGACGAGCUCAUAGAUAUUGAAAAAUGGCGAAAACGCUGGAGUCCCAUGUAUUCGAAAACUCAUAUUUCGGAGUUGAGGCCUGCCUCAAAGGUCGCUUUGGAGUUUUCAAAGGGAUCACUCGAUGAAGCUGUUGCAUGUGUCAAGUCCUACUUACGGAGGCUGCUGUGGUUCACAGUUCUUCCUAACCUCGAAACUAAGCAUAUUCCUAAGCGCGACCUUACAAGCGAUGAGACAUUAACGCAGGCAACUCAAUGCGAAUCUGACGAUGAGUUCGUGGUUGAGUGCAAUUCGAAGUCCAUUUUUCCUCAUGUGGUGACCAAAGACGACGUUUUGCGUGGUCUAGCGUCCAUGCGCCAGGAGCAGCUGAUGGCUCCCACAUUAGCUGAGACAGUUCUUUGGACUUUGAAAAAAUUUAAGCUCAAAACUGAGGAAGGGCGCCUCUUCAAAACCUCCCAGGUGGCGAUGGGCGUUGUGCCCCGCAUCCUGGCCCAUGCAGAGGCCUCGCAUAAUUUGGAAUUGAUCGUCGGAAGCAGUGGACAUGGUCACGUGCAAAAUAUGCCAGUAGAUCGAGAGGCGGACGAGUUUCGACACAUCCAUCAAAAGUUGUAUGUGUUGAACGGCAAAAAACGAAGCCGAGACGCCUUCAUGGAAGAUGACGAAUUGGAUACAAUUGACAACCCGCUAGAGGAAUUGUUGUGUGAUCUCGAGACCCGUCAACUGGAAGAGCUAGAUGUUCAUGCGUCACGACUUUAUCAACAUACAUUGCUAAUGUUCUUAGAAGGUGAACCAGUGACUACCAGCGAGGGGUACUAUUUGAGCUCACCGCAAGUCCCCAUGGAUAUCAGCACAAUUCCCGAGUCAGUCCAACGCGAAUUUCAGUACGAGUGA
Lachancea dasiensis is the source of this 1500-nucleotide messenger RNA. NCBI's taxonomy places the organism in Eukaryota, Fungi, Ascomycota, Saccharomycetes, Saccharomycetales, Saccharomycetaceae. The record is from the annotation of a GenBank genome assembly.